AUGGCUGAUUUCAACGCAACCGAUCCCAGAGUCGGGUCUGCCCGUGACAAUUCCACGAGCCCUGGGCUCUCACGUAUUGCCCAGGGCACAAACUCAUCCUCGACAAGCGAUCUGGUCGCGACACUUGUACCUGUCCUCAUUCUCUUCGGCGUGUGUCUGAUCAUCUUCGUUUUCGCCCGCCGAAAAUUCAGUCGGGUCUAUGCCCCGCGAAGUAUUUUGAAGAGCCUCGAGCCACAUGAACGAACCGCGCCGCUCUCGACGGGAUGGUUCAAAUGGGUCUCGGAAUUCUAUCGCAUACCAUCGAGGCAUGUGCUGAAUCAUUCCUCAAUCGACGGCUACUUUCUCCUUCGCUUUCUAAAGGUAUUGGGAGUGAUAUGUCUCGUUGGUAUCGCCCUGUUAUGGCCAAUCCUCCUCCCACUUCAUGCGACAGGAGGAGCAGGGAACCGGGGUUUGGAUCAAUUGACGCUCGGUAACAUCAAGAAUCCGAAACGAUUGUACGCCCAUACGCUACUAGCAUGGGUCUAUUUCGUCUUCAUUCUGUAUAUGAUUUCCAGAGAAUGCAUCUUCUAUAUCAAUCUCCGACAAGCCUAUCUGCUCUCGCCCUUCUACGCCGACCGGCUCUCGUCGCGUACGGUCCUCUACAUGAACGUACCGCGCCAGUACCUCGAUGAAGAACGACUGAGAUGGGUUCUUGGAAAGUCUGUCAAGCGGAUAUGGAUCCCUCAAGGCUCCAAAGAACUCGAAAGACUGGUCAAGGAACGGGAUGAAACUGCCAUGCGACUUGAGAAGGCCGAGUUUUCUCUCAUCAAGAUGGCAAAUGCGGCUAGGACAAAGACACUUAAGAAGGGAAAGUCGGAAAAGGAUCAAGCCCAGGACGAGCAACGUGGCACCCCCGGACUGAAACCGACGUCCGAAGAGAUGCGCAGAGAGUCCGCGGCCGCGUCUGACGGAUCAAAGACAAUCCAAGUGUCUGAGAGUCCAAACUCCCCCAGCACCAUGUUCAGCUCCAGCACCGAUGACAAAACGGAACUAACCCUACCGGACGUCAACGGCUCCGUGGCAGGACAAUGGCUCUCGCACAGUUCUCGCCCGCAUCAUCGACCCAUAGCGAACUACGGUCGCCGGGUCGACACCAUCAAGUGGACGAGAAAUCAGAUCAAGAAACUGAAUUCCAAAAUCAAUGUCGUCCGUCGCCAUCAACUCUUUCGUCCACAGACCAUGAUGCCUUCUGUCUUUGUCGAAUUCGAAACGCACACCGCCGCCCAGAACGCUUACCAGACCCUCACACAUCAUCGGCCUUUGCACAUGUCUCACCGUCUGAUCGGCGUACGGCCUUGCGACAUCAUCUGGCCGUCAUUGCACAUGGCGUGGUGGGAAGCCAUUGUGCGAAAGUUCUCCAUACGCGCCGCCAUCACGGCAAUGAUCAUUUUCUGGGCCAUUCCGUCAGCGGCCGUGGGGACGAUCUCUAACAUUUCAUACUUGUCCACAAAAGUCCCUUUUUUGCACUGGAUCAAAGAUCUACCAGAUUCGGUAAAGGGUUUGAUCAGCGGUGUGUUGCCUGCCGUGGCACUUUCAUUGCUCAUGAGUAUCGUCCCGGGCAUAUUGAGAUAUCUGGCACGACUAUCUGGAGUCCCGACUCUCACCAGAGCGGAGCUGUUCGUCCAGCACGCAUACUUUGCAUUCCAAGUCAUCCAAGUCUUCCUCAUCACGACAUUAACGUCCGCAGCGUCCGCUGCCGUCACCAAGAUCAUCGAGGACCCCACGACAGCCAAAUCGCUAUUGUCCCAGAACUUGCCCAAGGCUUCGAACUUCUACCUGUCAUAUUUCCUCGUUCAGAGCUUAGCUAUUGGCGCCAUCGCUCUCGCCCAACCAUAUACCUUGUUUAAAUUCCAUAUUCAGCAGAAAUUCCUGGCGAACCCACGAAAGAUCUAUACGCGCUGGCACAGACUACAGAGAGUCCACUGGGGCUCGGUGUUCCCAGUUUACACGAAUCUGGGCGUCAUCACACUAAGCUACGCCCUUAUCGCCCCUGUGGUUCUCGGCUUCGCUGCUAUCGGCGUUGGCUUUCUGUACGUCGUCUACCGCUACAACCUAAUGUUCGUGUACGACGCCGAAAUCGACACCAAGGGUCUCGUCUACCCCCGCGCCCUCUUACAGUUGAUUCUGGGCCUGUACUUCUCCGAAGUUUGCAUGAUCGGGCUCUUCUCGCUCCGGGGCGGUCUAGGUCCCGUGGCACUAACUGCGGCUUUGCUAAUAAUAACGGUCCUUGUGCACGUUUCAGUGCUCGACGCUGUCCGCCCGUUCCUGAGCAGCCUUCCCCGAACCUUGACCGUCGAAGAAGACAAACACAGCCUUUUCCCGCCGGAGAGCGAAUCGGCUGGGCCGCGCACCUACGAAGAACCGGCGUGGCUGCGAAACCUUGAGAGAUAUUCGGACGAAGAAGACGGGCCAGUCCACGAGCCAGGGGCAACCAGGGCGGUCGAGGGAGCGAGUGGAGCAGCCGACGCUCUCAAGACUGGCAUCAUCGACGUGGUCAAGAAGAAACUCAACAAGGACCAUCCGGAGAUACGCACGCAUUUAACGAGCACUUCGUCGUUCUUCAGACGAUGGAUCAAGCCAGAGCUCGGGCAGAAGUCGAACUGGCUCAUACGAUGGCUCCACCCGGAGGUGUACGCCGACUAUACUGUUCUGCGGGGGUGGGUGCCUGAAGAUCUUCCCGAGCCCAAAUAUCCAGACGAGAUCGAGGAGAACAUAUACCUCCCGCCUUCGAACCUGGGGAAACCGCCUACGCUGUGGAUACCCAAGGACCCCGGCGGGAUCAGUAAGCAGGAAGUGGCCCAUACGGGGAAAGUCAUCAGUGUCACUGACGAGUACGUGACCAUCGACGAGAAUGGGUGUGUCAAGAUCAAUCUGGACGAACCGAGGCUUGUCUUUGACAUUGAUAGGUUGAGGUAUUGA
Molecule: messenger RNA, 2958 nt
Organism: Exophiala spinifera
Lineage: Eukaryota; Fungi; Ascomycota; Eurotiomycetes; Chaetothyriales; Herpotrichiellaceae
Exons: 5
Coding region: 1-2958 (985 amino acids)
Cellular component (GO): plasma membrane
Molecular function (GO): calcium-activated cation channel activity
Source: RefSeq, a predicted model, not a curated record